AUGGCUGGUUGCUACCCGCCUCCAGCUGUGCCCAUAAUUUCCACCUCCAGCAAGCCCUCGCAAGACACAGGGUCGGGCUACUGCACGUUUUUCUCAUCAGCGGUGCAGCGCUCUAGCGACCUCGACAGGGCUCCCCCAUGCCGGAAUGCCUGCGCAAAGGAGCGGGGCCCAGCAGGUAUCCGGAUCACAAGGGUCUGCUCUGUCCGAUGCAUGAAAGCAAAGAGUACGUCAAUUGGCUUCACCAUGUCUGCAGAUCUCGAGGCAGCAAGCAGUGAGCAACAUGCUUUUCUUAUGAACGAGACUGUCCAUUCCUUUUCUUGGAAAGGUGUGUCUGUCACAGUCAAGGACCGCGAAACAAAGAAACCGAAGGCUAUUCUGGAAAACUCGAACGGCCAUGCCAACCCAGGGGAAGUCGUGGUCCUGAUGGGCCCUUCUGGCAGUGGGAAAACGACUUUGCUGAACGUCCUCGCCCAUCGUGACUCGGCCCCUGGUGCUGAAAUUGAAGGAGAAAUUCUCGUCAACGGACGGAAAAUCGACCUCGAGACAUUCAGGAACAUAAGUUCCUACGUUGAGCAGGAAGAUAUUCUGGUGGGAGCCUUGACAGUGGAGGAGACCUUGUACUUCUGUGCUCAGCUAUCCCUUCCCAGCUCGGUCCCGAAAAAGGAACGCUUGGAACGUAUCUCCACCCUUCUAAAUGCAUUCGGAAUACAAAACCAGGCCAAGACCUUAAUUGGGACCCCAAUUCGCAAAGGCAUCAGCGGUGGCCAGAAACGCCGUGUAAGCGUUGCUAGCCAGCUGAUCACCUGUCCGAAAAUAAUAUUCCUUGAUGAGCCGACUAGCGGCCUGGACUCCACAGCAAGCUUUGAAGUGAUGUCUUUUGUACAGAAACUUGCAAAGAAAAAUAAGAUCAUUGUGAUUGCCAGCAUUCACCAACCGUCCACAGCCACCUUCAAGACCUUUGACAAACUCAUGAUUCUUUCCGCAGGCCGGACUUGUUACUUCGGGUCAAGCUCCGAAAUGAAACCUUACCUCGACAAGACCGGAUACCCCAUGCCACUCCAGAUGAACCCAGCAGAAUUCGUCCUUGACCUAGUGAAUACCGACUUUGCAAGUGAUCGAGAGAUCGCGGAAGCACAGCUAUCGCAAAUUUUUGCGAAUUGGGAAAAAUCAGAUGAGGCCUCGGAGCUGGAUAAGGAGAUUCAAAAAGCUGUGAAUACGGCUGAGAAAUAUGAAAUUCCCUCGACCUCCUUGCGAGGCGCAAGCGCCGUCGGUACUAUCUUUACUCUACUCCAUAGGUCCUUUAUCAAGAGCUAUCGCGAUGUGAUCGCAUAUGGCGUCCGAAUCAUCAUGUAUCUCGUCUUCAUAACAAUCCUCUUCGCUGUCGUCUCCUUCUGGCUCGUAAACUACCAUAACACCGCGACGGGCUUUUUCACCUUCGUUAUGUGGCUCUUCCUCGACUUACUCGCCGCCGAAUCCCUCGUUGUGCUCAUUUCCGCUCUGUUCCCCAACUUCGUCAUCGCCCUCGCCCUCACCGCCUUCACCAACGGCCUUUGGAUGUGUGUCGGCGGCUUCAUGGUCUCCCCCACCGUCCUCAACGUCUUCUGGCGCUACGUCUUCCACUAUAUCGACUACCAGGCCUACGUCUUUCAAGGCAUGAUGGUUAAUGAGUUUGCCGAGAGGACUUUUAAUUGUGGGCCCGGUUGUCAAUGUAUGUAUGGCAGCGAGCUGGAGUCGCAGUGCAAGAUUGCUGGGACAGGGGUGCUAAGUUCUUAUGGGUAUGCGACGGGGAGGACUGGGAAGUGGUUGAAGAAUCUUAAACACACCCGCACCACCCAAAUCAAGAAGUUGAUACGCGGAACAUCCCUCUCUGCAACCUCCAACUGGUCAAAAACCGAACAAAGCACCCAACAGGGCUAA
Messenger RNA from Histoplasma capsulatum G186AR, 1917 nucleotides. Its product is annotated as ABC transporter. Bases 1 to 1917 code for a protein of 638 amino acids. NCBI's taxonomy places the organism in Eukaryota, Fungi, Ascomycota, Eurotiomycetes, Onygenales, Ajellomycetaceae. Gene Ontology annotation, cellular component: membrane. The record is from RefSeq and is a predicted model, not a curated record. The transcript is spliced from 8 exons. Gene Ontology annotation, molecular function: ATP binding; ABC-type transporter activity; ATP hydrolysis activity.